GGGCGUAUAUCAGGCGGGUGCUUCCUCGUCGCAUUCCCCAUCCGUUUCGGGGUGUUCAUCUCGUUGAUCUAUUCCAUACUUUCAUUCAAGUUUCGAGCAUCCAGCAAACAUACGUCUCCAGACUUUUUCCACAGCAUCAUCAAAUCAUCAGUCAUCAUGGCCGAGUGGGCAAAGCAAACCUACAACCAGCAGUACGAGAAGUGGGUUCCUUGGCUCGAAGACCAGUACCUGAAGUGGUUCACCAAGGACAACAAGGCUAGCUAUGCCACCAAAGACACCCUAGGUCAGACCAAGGUCACCGGCGUCGAGCAAGUCGACACACUCCAAGACGGCGUCAACAACCUCGUCGGAAGCCAGGUCGGCAAGGGUGGUCUCCUGCAGCCCAUCGGCGACAUCGCGUCCAAGGAGGGCGUCAACCGCGCCGAGCGCCAGGGCAAGGACGAGGAUGGCGGCUACGUCCCGACCGCCGUGCCGGGCUCAGCGUCCCUGAACCAGGCCGGCAGCGGCGUCGCCGACGGCGGCAAGGCCGUUGCCGGUAAGACCACCGAGGGCCUCAAGGGCGCCGGUGGCUACGUCGGCGGUCUUUUCGGUGGCGGCGCCGGCAAGAGCAAGCCCGAGCAGAAGUAA
This is a messenger RNA of Colletotrichum destructivum, 627 nucleotides long. RefSeq lists its product as uncharacterized. Lineage: Eukaryota; Fungi; Ascomycota; Sordariomycetes; Glomerellales; Glomerellaceae. The transcript is spliced from 2 exons. The record is from RefSeq and is a predicted model, not a curated record. The coding region runs from base 157 to 627 and encodes 156 amino acids.